Messenger RNA from Phyllopteryx taeniolatus (common seadragon), 5327 nucleotides. RefSeq names its product ATPase H+ transporting accessory protein 1 like b (gene atp6ap1lb). The transcript has 7 exons. Gene Ontology annotation, cellular component: proton-transporting V-type ATPase complex. The record is from RefSeq and is a predicted model, not a curated record. Bases 141 to 1166 code for a protein of 341 amino acids. NCBI's taxonomy places the organism in Eukaryota, Metazoa, Chordata, Actinopteri, Syngnathiformes, Syngnathidae.
AGUGCAGCGAGGGGGACUGUGACGCACGCCGAUGCUCUGUGCUUUCCGCUGAUUGGCCCCGGCCAGUGCCGCUCACAAGAGCUUGCGGAGCAGAUUAUGAAGCGGCACUCCGGCAGCGGCAGUUUCCUCUCAUUGUCUCAAUGGCUGCGCACGCAUUCCUCCUGUGCUCCAUCGCCUUGCUGUCUGCUCUCAGCCGGCCUGCUGUGACUCUCUCCGACGAAGCGCUGCAGCCGGGACUCAGCUAUGAUGAAGUGCCUGAAAUCUUGGACAGAAGCAGAGAGAACCCCAAACAAGCCACAAGAGUCACAUCAAGUCAGGACGGCGAGUAUGGCUUAGAAAACGAAGAGGUCAUUUUAACGCCCCAAGAUGAAAACCCACUCAGGAGAAUCCUGCAGCCUUUCAAGUGGAACCAUGCAGCGAUGUCUCACAGCAAGAGGAAGCUGCUCCAGUCGCUGAUGGGCCCGUACGGCCCCUUGAGCGUGUCCUACAAUGGGAAGACCUGCAUUCUGUUCAAGGCCAAGCGCCUGGCCAUCCGCUACCGGAAUCACACCUUCAUCGAUCUGACUGAGAGCGUGUUCAAUCCCAACUCACCCGUGGACACCAAAGGCUCCGUCUGCACCAAGGAGAAGGCCACGCUUUCAUUAAAGUUUGGUGAUGUGGAAGACUUGCGAGGUCUCGUAAUCAGGCUUCAGAUGUCAAACACCUUUUACGAGGCAGCAGGUCAAAACUGGUUCACCCUGGACAGCGUGCACAUCCACUACAACUGGACGCAAGAGGCCACGUUCAACGCCAGCGAAGUUUACGCGCCCGCCACCUCGUCCUACCACUGCCAGCACGUCAGCAGUCUGCACAAAUAUGACACCCUACUGGUGCCCAGCUCCCACACGGACACGUCCGCCAACUGGCACAUCACUUUCACCGAUUUCCAAAUUCAAGCCUUCAAUGUGCAGUCGGACAAGUUCGCGUCGGCCAGUGACUGCGCCACUUUCCUGACGCCGGCCAUCCUAAUGGGCUUGGUGACGUCUCUGAUCCUGCUCCUGGUCUUGGCCUACGCCCUUCACAUGGUGGUCCACCUCAAGCACAUCGACCGCUAUGAGGAGCACAAGGCCACCGUCUACUUCCCCCGCAGUCCAGAGGCCGAGUUGCCGGACAAGAACAGUCUGUGAGGAAAGCGGACAGGGGCGGAGAGAGGAAAAGCGAGGCUGAGGCGGAGAGCAAGUCAUGGAAAAAGUAUCCUCCACAGAGUAUUUCUUGAACAAAAUGCCUGUCCACGUGAAAACCUUGUAAAUCGCUCGGAAGUAAAUGCAGGAUACUCUUUCCUCAUUGACUUGUAUCUUGGCAUCCAUUGUCUGGAUGCUCAAGCCUCUCCUGGGCCUUCAGUCCGUGAUCCAAAUGUCAAAGGUCAAGGACAGUCCCGGUGCCCUGAGGGGCAACAAGCGGCCUUUACCCCAGCCAGCCAUGCGACCCGUACUUGGCUAUCUGUCGCUAUCACAGCUAACAUCUGAUGCUCUCGAUUAAAUGUCUCACAAGUGUCAUAUUACAAGCUUCCGUCGCUCGUCGUCUUUCCAGCUUUCUCUAAAGUAUCCUUUGUCUUACUGCUGCAACAACUAUAUUCUUCAAAGGGCCAGUUUUAGUCCUGCUAGCUGCAUGCCAUAAAAAGCUGCUCAAUCUGAGCUAGUGCAGUGUUUCCAGAUAAUCGGAAAGUGUUGCAUGAAGCGCAGUUUAAAAUAAGCCAACGGGGCACAACGCAGAGUCCGCCAGAAUGAAAAAACAAGGAAACUCUGGUCUGGCGUCUGGCUGGAGUGAGCGGCCCUUCAGAGCUUUCGAUGUCUCCCGCCCCGUCCCUAAACGAGACUGCUGCUUGGGAUUUAACUGUGAAAUGGCCUUGUACCGGACCGGACUGGACCGGACGGGCGAUGAGGGCGGAGGGGGUCCUACAAACUCAAACUAGCACAACGUCGGUUAGUAGUAAAAGCACUAACGAUCGAGAAGACUUUAAAGACUACACGGGGAACAAUGCUGCAAAAGAGGAGCGCAUCCCUCCGGUGAAACGGCUCACCCGAGGGUCACGUUUUUGGACAAGCGAGGCCAUGGCUCCUCCAUCCGAGACACUGAAAAGUGAAGCUUCAAAGGUCUUGCCACAAAAUAUGGUGAGUGGGAUAUUGUGGGAAAAGAGCUAACCGUUCCAGCUAUGUGCAAAAAAAAACAAAAACAAAAAAAACAUACAGUAAAUGUACAGAAGUGUCACUCUGCGGAGGUCAUUUUUUUCUCCUUUUUCUUUUUGUCUUUUUUAUAUACGACGUAACCAUGACAAAUUGUUACUGGUGCAGGACAACGACGCUCAUAUACAAGUUGUAGAUGCAUCUGGAUCUCUUUGUAACUACAGCUGUUUACUUCAAAUACAGCACAACUAAGAAACGUAAUGACAAGACAUUGUGCAAUGGGAUGAGGAUUAGUGAUAUGAUUUCCCCCCCUCCCCUUAAAAUGUUUGUUUGUUUUAAAAUGGGGUCUGAUGAAGUCAAGUCCAGUCUGAUCGAACUGUAAAUCCAAAUUGCUGCCAUAGAGGGACAAUGCGAUGAAAUGCCGUACAGCAAGUGGGACUUACAGAUGCCAUUAUUAUGCCAGACGCCACACUAGCAUCAGGAACAGCAUCAGUAAGUCAUUAACACUGGUUUAAAAAAAAAAAAAAAAAAAAAAAAAAACACAAAUAAAAAAAGUCAGCAUGACAGUAAGUAGAUAUCUUAACAUUCGAUAUGGCAGUUCUGUUAAUCUGUAGCAGUGUCAAACGUGUUCUUUGGUCAUAAGUGUAUCCUACCAAGUAUGAAGUGAGUGCGGGUAGUUUGUCCAAGGACCAAGUGAUUGAACAAUAAAUGAUAUUUAGAGGAUAUGGCGUGCUUUGUUGUGUUGUGGACGAACACGGCUAAUAUUCCCAUUCACGGUUUUACAUGCGUUGUAUUGCAUGUUUAUAGCCUGAAUUCCACCAAUAUGAAACUGAGAAUACCGCCCAACGAAAUUGCCGGAUUAAUAUUUUCAUUCAAUGGUUACAUGCGAUCGAUUAAAAGAAAAAAUAAUAGUAAAAUAAAUUAAAAAAAAAAAAAUAAAUAAAUAUAUAUAUAUAUAUAUACAUAUAUAUAUAUAUAUAUGUUUAUAUGUGGCUUGUGAUUGGCUGGCGACCAGUUCAGGGUGUACCCCGCCUCUCGCCUGAAGAUAGCUGGGAUAGGCUCCAGCCCGCCCGUGACCCGUGUGAGGAUAAGCAGCACAGAAAAUGGAGGGAUAUAUGUAUAUAUAUAUAUAUAUAUAUAUAUAUAUAUAUAUAUAUAUAUAAAAUCACCCCCCCCCCCCCUUUGGAUUUUGAAACACAUUCUGGGAAAGUGACGUGAGGUGUCGCAUAGAUACAGAAACAAAAACAGAACUGUACUUUCCUAGGCGAACCAGUAGAGGUCAGAAAAAAGAAUGUCCAGCGAGAAAAGCUUCUUUAAUUAGUGAUUGUGUGGUGACAACGUUGUGAAAAAGAAGAAGACAAAAAUAAAAAAAUGAAAAAAAAAAUCAGAACUGCACGUUUAGAUACUUAAUUCUCGGUGGUUUUUAUAGUUGAAUGAUUCGGUGUGACAUUCCUUUACAUCCUCUAGAUGUCACUGUUUGAUUGCCUAGUAAUCAUCUGCCCUUGCUUAUGGUAAGCCAAUACAGGACUCAAGUGUCUCCAACUUAAUGUUUGCUUGACGCGUAACAAGAUUGACAAAAAAGAUUCGGUUGAAAAUGCAAGCUAAGAAAAAUAUACCAGGAAGGAGAAAAAGGAUUCCUCAGCAUCUUUCAACGGAUUUCUUUAUAAUGGCCUGAAAACAUCAAUAAUCGCUAAUCAUUUGUUGGCUUCAACCUCUGAAAGAAUCUCCUCAUCACACUUUUUUUUUAACAUUUCAGCAUUAAAAAAAAUAUAUAGCUAGCUCACAUUAACAAAAUUUGCAGUCAAGACAAUCACAGACUCAAAAUUCCCCCCCGUCCCCUAUCAGCACAACUGGCACGGUGGGGCCUAAUUUUAGCCCCCCUAGGCAUGUUAUUAUUGCAAAUGAGGCGCUAAUCAACAAGGCAGCGCAGCCCGUGGGCCAGCAGCGAAUAUUAAUUCCGGGGGUGGGGGGGAUCGCGCUGUUCCACAUAUGCUGCUGCACAACCAGGAAUAUAAAUAUUCUUGUAGGCUUUGUAGCAGGAAGUUUCACAUCUGAAAUAACAAGAUUCAAGUGGAAAGCAAGCGAAGCAAAAAUAAUGAGGGGAAAGGGGACGUUUAUUACGGGAAGGUGUUGUAUAUAAAACAGAAGCAGGUGCAAAUCAUUCGUCCAGAAUGAGGAGCGCUUGCGAACACAAAAAUAAUACAAGAGUACCGACAUUGUUCGCUUGUUAUCGCUCCAAAUAAUGACAACACACCUCUCCCGUUUCUUUGAACCAGUUUGACUUCCUGUUAGAGGAUCAUUUCAUACAAUUUGUUUGGUUUUACGCAGGCACGGGGAGAACAUGCGAACUCCUCUAAUUAACCCCAAAUGAAUUAAAGUGGAAGCAUAUGUAAAAUUCUCCCAAGGACUCAAAUAAAUGCCCCUAAAAUAUCAUAACACUUUGGUUGCAAUUGAUGACAGAGGGGAUAACUUUUAUUGUUUUAAAUGCAUGAAUGAAGAAAAAAAAGGUCUGCUGCGAAAAGGGCACUUUUUUUUCCAACUGUGGCGAAAGGGCAGGUGCUUGAGCACUACUUGGGGCCUAUGUGUGCACGUGCCUGAAAAAUCAUUCAUGUGCUCUUUGAAAGCAGUUUGUACUCUUUCCUAUUUUGAAAACUUCUCACGGAGGCUGUCUUCAUAAGUUUUUUCUUUUUUUUUUAAAUGUACUGUAUAUAUUCCAGUAAUGCAGUGGGUUGUUGGUAGCCUUGCUUAUAUUGCGUUUUAAAAUGGAUUCCAUCUGUUCUUUUCAAGGUUUAGGUUUUGUCCUGAGAUAGUUUGCCUCACCCUAAUUUGUCCACUGUGCGCAUAAUGUAUACAUGCACAUAGUCAGAGCUGGAUCAAGGCAUAAGGGAACCAAGCGGCACAAAAGGUGUUUGUUUGUGUGUGUGUGUGUGUGUGUAUGUGUGUGCUUUAAAUUUUUUAAUAUUUUUUAAACACAUUAAACAUGGUGGGAGGAAUCAAAUUCUGCUGCUUUGGGUCCCAUUAAGGUUUGGGCCAGCACUGUACGUAUAGUCAUGUACUGUAUGUAAAACAGCGACAUCUGGUGGAUACUGCAAUCAUGGCAUCUGUUCUGGCGCAAUGCCCCGCUCUGUGGAAAUCCUAAUGUCUGCAAUAAAAGUGUUCAUUUUA